GUUUCUUUCUUUAUCAUGUCUAAACUCGUAAAUGCUUUACAACAACAGGAAGAAGAAUAUGCGAAACAUCCACCUGUUCAUUUACGGACAUCCAAAAGCUCAACGAUUCGCCAUAAUUUGUUGAGUCCAACACGUACCAAUAGUGCGUCACUUCGAGGCACAACCAGAACCAGAAAGCGCACCAAUAGUCUUACUGCUGCUGCUGCUGCUGUCAACAAAAAGGAUAUCAAACUACUACCUCACUCGAUCGAAUUCAUUCUAGCUCAAAUCGAACGACAAAACGCAAAACUCGAUGAAGACCCUAAAUCAGUCUGUAUUCAAUCCAACCAACUCAAAACUCACCUUUCGACCAUACAAACCUUGGCAGAAGAUAACUCGAGCGAUAUCGAUUGGGAGUUUUGGACAGCCCUGACAGAUGAUUUUAGUGCAGUGGCACUCAAACUGCCUCAUCUCGUCUCUGCCAAGUUACGUGCAGGUAUUCCUCCUAAAGUCAGAGGUGUGAUUUGGCAAGCCAUGUCUCAGUCUGCCUCGUUAAAUCUAGAGACAGUCUAUGGUCAGUUAGUGGCUGAAAGCUCGCCUUAUGAGCGUAUCAUUCAGCGUGAUUUGGCUCCAAGAAGGGGAUCAGGACAACAGUCAUUGGAACGUGUGUUGAAAGCAUAUAGUUUAUAUGAUUCAUUGGUUGGAUAUUGUCAAGGAUUAGCCUUUUUAGUGGGUCCUUUGUUAUUGAAUAUGCCUGAACAACAAGCAUUCUGUGUGUUUGUAAGAAUGAUGGAAACGUAUGAAAUGAGAACCAUGUUUACUCUGAAUAUGGAAGGACUUCAGUUACGUCUAUACCAAUUUGCUAAUCUGUUAGAUCAAGUCUUGCCUGAUCUAUCUGAUUUCCUUAAACUUCAUGAAGUCAAUGUGCCCAUGUAUGCCUCUCAGUGGUUUCUGACACUUUUUGCUUAUGCUUUUCCUAUGGAACUCAUUCUACGCAUUUAUGAUAUUGUGUUUGCAGAGGGAGCAGCAGAGACCAUCAUGCGUGUCUCUCUGGCUAUGCUAAAACGGUCGCAAGAGAAGAUCAUGCGUCUACGUGAAUUUGAAGACAUUCUUGAUUUCUUGAGCAACAAACUGUACGAUGCGUAUCACCAUGAUCCAUCUCAAGUGAUAUUAGAUGCUGUUGAACUCAACAGUGUCAUCACACGCGAAAAGAUGGAUCAUAUUGCAGAGACGUAUGUAUCUGAACUAGAACAAGAACAAAAGCAGACAGAACAAGUCUUGGCUGUUCGGUUUAAUUUCUGGAGCAAGAAUACAAACACAAGCAAGAAUCGCAAAAAGAAGACGAUGAGUUGGUACAGUGCACCUAAAAAGAGCAUUGAAUCGGAUCGGAUGUCGUUGCGUGAACCUGAUGUAGCACAACUUCAUCAUCAGAUUGAAGACUUGUUACUGGCUCUAUCGCAAACACAGCGAGAGACAGUGGAACUUAAAGAUAAUCUGAUGCAAGCACGAUUAGACAAGAUGGAUGUCGAAGCAGAAAGAGAUGCACUCAAGAUGACAAUAGCCAGUACAGCCUUUCAUCAACAUACGAAAUAUGAACAAGAAUGUGUUCAAUUAAGAAAAGAGAAUAGCCAAUUAAAACAAGACAAUGAAGAUUUGUUGCAUCAACAAGCCAUGUCAAAAGAUGCCUUAACAGCACUGGUUGAGCGUAUGUUGGAAAUGAAGAACAAAGUAGACAUUCUUGAACAAGAAAACAGAAAACUAUCACAAGAGUGUCAUCGAUUAGAAAAGAAAUCUUCAAGGCAGUAAUGCCGAGACAUUCCAAAGCCGUCACAACAAACGACCGGCUAUAAAUAAAUAAAACCCUUAAAUAACUCAAGA
Gilbertella persicaria is the source of this 1857-nucleotide messenger RNA. RefSeq names its product rab-GTPase-TBC domain-containing protein. Bases 16 to 1785 code for a protein of 589 amino acids. NCBI's taxonomy places the organism in Eukaryota, Fungi, Mucoromycota, Mucoromycetes, Mucorales, Choanephoraceae. The transcript has 5 exons. The record is from RefSeq and is a predicted model, not a curated record.